Molecule: messenger RNA, 2311 nt
Organism: Arachis duranensis
Lineage: Eukaryota; Viridiplantae; Streptophyta; Magnoliopsida; Fabales; Fabaceae
Exons: 2
Coding region: 139-1893 (584 amino acids)
Biological process (GO): mRNA splicing, via spliceosome
Cellular component (GO): catalytic step 2 spliceosome
Molecular function (GO): mRNA binding; protein binding
Source: RefSeq, a predicted model, not a curated record
AUUUUUCGGAAGGAGGGCACAUUUUUGCAAAACCUUUCAUCCAAGAACCGUUACCCUGCAGCUCCACCUUCCGGAGUUACUACCAUCCUUUCUUCGCAAAAUUCCAUCUCAAAUCACAUUCACUUUCUCUUUGUUACCAUGGAUCUGUUGCACCAAUACUCCGGCGACGACGAACCAGACUCCUCGCCGCCGCCCGAAAACCCUAACUCCCCCGAUUCCUCCCCGCCGCGCCUCCUCCCUGGCCGCUCCGCCGCUCCCUCCGUCGACGACACCAUGCUCGCCCUGACCGUGCAGCCACACCGCAAGACCCUCUCCAACCCCAUUGAUCCCACGCAGCACAACGUCGCCUUCAACCCUACCUUCGACCAGCUCUGGGCACCAAUCCAGGGCCCUUCCCACCCUUACGCCAAGGACGGCAUCGCCCAGGGCCUCCGCAAUCACAAGCUUGGCUUCGUCGAGGACGCCGCCAUCGACCCCUUUCUCUUCGACGAGCAGUAUAAUACCUUCCACAAGUUUGGCUAUGCUGCUGACCCCUCCGCAUCCCAUUACGUCGGCGAUUUCGAUGCCCUAGCGAAGAACAACGCUAUUUCGGUGUAUAACAUCCCCCACCGCGAGCAGAAGCGGCGAAAAAUGGAGAAGAAGGAGGGAGGAGAGGAGGAAGAAGAAGAACUUGAUGGUGGUGGUGACGAAGAAGGAGAGGCUGAGAACCCUGCUUCGGAUGUGUGGCUUGCGAAGAACAAGAAGAGUCCUUGGUUUGGGAAGAAGGAAGGGUUGCAGGGUGAGUUGACUGAGGAGCAGAAGAAGUAUGCUGAGGAGUAUGCCAAGAAGAAAGGGGAAGAGAAGGCCGGUUUUGGUGGCGAAAAGGCUGAGGCUGUUAAGGAUAAGAGCACUUUCCAUGGGAAGGAAGAGAGGGAUUAUCAGGGUAGGUCUUGGAUUGCGGCUCCUAAAGAUGCUAAGGCUAGCAAUGAUCAUUGUUAUAUACCUAAGAGAUUGGUGCAUACUUGGAGUGGACAUACAAAGGGUGUCUCGGCAAUUCGGUUUUUCCCCAAGUAUGGUCAUUUGAUAUUAUCUGCAAGUAUGGAUACCAAGGUUAAGAUUUGGGAUGUGUUCAAUUCGGGGAAGUGUAUGAGGACUUACAUGGGGCAUUCGAAGGCGGUGAGGGAUAUUUGUUUCAGCAAUGAUGGGACUAAAUUCUUGAGUGCUGGUUAUGAUAAGAAUAUCAAGUAUUGGGAUACUGAGACUGGGCAGGUGAUAUCAACGUUUUCGACUGGGAAGAUCCCUUAUGUGGUGAGGCUUAACCCUGACGAGGAUAAGCAGAAUGUGCUAUUGGCCGGUAUGAGCGAUAAGAAGAUUGUUCAAUGGGAUAUGAAUACAGGGCAGAUAACUCAGGAGUAUGAUCAGCAUCUUGGUGCUGUGAAUACCAUUACUUUUGUUGAUAACAAUAGGAGAUUUGUUACUUCCAGUGAUGAUAAGUCUCUCAGGGUGUGGGAAUUCGGUAUCCCUGUUGUUAUUAAGUACAUCAGCGAGCCACACAUGCACUCAAUGCCAUCCAUUUCGCUUCACCCCAACUCUAAUUGGCUCGCUGCGCAGAGCUUGGAUAACCAGAUACUUAUUUAUAGCACCAGGGAGAAGUUUCAGCUCAACAAGAAGAAGAGGUUUGCCGGUCAUAUUGUGGCUGGAUACGCAUGCCAAGUCAAUUUCUCGCCAGAUGGGCGCUUUGUGAUGUCAGGAGAUGGCGAGGGUAAGUGUUGGUUCUGGGAUUGGAAGAGUUGCAAAGUCUUCAGAACUCUCAAGUGUCAUGAAGGUGUGUGCAUUGGUUGUGAGUGGCAUCCCUUGGAGCAGAGUAAGGUAGCAACAUGUGGCUGGGAUGGGUUGAUAAAAUACUGGGACUAGUUUCGCGUGUCCAAUAUCACCUGUUGCUGGAAUCAGUGGGCAGACAGAAGCAAGUCCCUUGACAUCAAGGGGAGGCGCAACAUACUGAAUUCACUUGCUGAUAUGGUGCUCAUUGGUUCAAAUUUCAAGGGCAUAAACUUAAAUAUUUGAGAUUUCUCGUCACUGAUCCUCAAGAUAUCAGUCACUAAGCAUUACAUGCUUAUUGCAGUGUUGUAAUAGCAGCAGAACAAGGAAAAGUUUUGCCAUUUUGUUUAUUACACUUUUUUGUAUAAUAGCAAGUUUUAAGCUAGGUAUUUCAUAUACGUGAACUGUCUCGUGUUGUAGUUUAUUGCGGUUAUGACUAGGAAUCUUUGGAAAAAUUCGUGGAUGAAUAUUAUUGACAAUGAUUUUAGAAAAUAAAGUAAGAGUUAGAAUCCAA